AUGGCAGGUGCCACUCGUAGCCAUAUGCGCAAUGGUGCAGCCAAGCAGCCGGUCUCACCCACUGACGACGGUGCCGUUGCAGACGUGCCCUUAGAAGGAAACGCCGACUACAACGCUCAUAGCAACGCGUACACACCUUCACGGGAAUUCGAGAGUCUAUCUGCACACGAUGACGUAUCACGCCUGAAUGAGGGCCUCGAACCGCUUCACUUGGUUGGCCAAGAUAAUCCAAGAGAGACGCCUAAUGCGCCUGUUGCUCCAGAAAUCGAUCCGCUCGGCCUCCAUGUGAAAGAGGUCAUCUCAACUAUCAGCCGCCUAGAGGGUCUGGGUUUGCAAAUGCUUAAGAUCCCUUUACCGAAGUGUAUCGUCCUAGGGGAGCAGUCUACGGGAAAGUCGUCGGUGAUUGAAGCGAUAUCAGGCAUCAAAACGCCUCGGUCCACCGAUACUUGCACCAGGUGCCCGCUGUUUAUCAAGCUAGAGCCUUCCGAGGAUACUCGCGCCGGUUGGAGCGCAAACGUCAGUCUGCGCCGUGGUUUUGGCUACGAUGGCAAGAAGGGUAAAGGACAUGAGCGCCGCUUCCCAGGAUGGAUACAACUACCGCAACCUGGCCUUGUACACUUCGCGUCUACAGAAGACCCCCGUCAACUCGAAGAUAUCAUCGCCCGCGCUCAGAUUGCAACUAUAAAUCCUAUGAGGGACUACCAAGAGUUCCUUCGAGCACCCAUCGGCGUGCUUGGCGACUAUCGCAGCUGCGAAUUCAGCCCGAACAUCGUUGUUAUCGCAAUCACUCAUCCGGGUCUUCCUGCACUGAGCUUCUACGACUUGCCAGGCAUAAUUGGUCAGGCAGAAUCCGAGGAGUCGGAGUUCCUAGUUGAGUUUGUUCGCGAUCUAGUCAUGGACUACGUCAGGGAUCCAGAAGCCCUUAUUCUGGUAACCUGCUCGCUAGAGAAUGAUAUAGCAAACUCGACUGCAGGUGGAAUUGCGCGGAAGCUCAAUGCUACGGACCGGUGCAUUGGCGUGCUCACUAAACCAGAUCGCCUGCCAGCAGGAUCUCGCCAUGAAAAGCUUAGGGCAGUUUUCGACCAACAGCGCUUCGCACUAGGACAUGGAUACUUUGUUGUCAAGAACCUGGGUCAGGACGAGAUCAAUCAAGGUCUCACUCACCUACAGGCUCGAUUCCAAGAACAGCAGUUCUUCAGCCAGGGAGAGCCUUGGGCGACAGAGUUCAAAGAUUACAGCCACCGCUUUGGUACUUUGAACCUCCAGAGCUUUCUUUCUGGAAAGCUUGCGGAACAAAUCACCAGGAAACUGCCUGUCAUCGAUCACGAGAUCAACACUCGGCUUUGUCAAGUAGAAACAGAUUUGCUACAGUUCCCGGAGCCUCCGACCCAUAACGCUUCUCGAAUAAUUGCAGAUGUUAUUCUCGACUUUUCUCAAGAAGUACGCAAGGAACUAGACGCUGAGUUUCCAUGCAAGGCAUGGCGCAAUAAUUGGAAAGCACAGCAAAAGGCGUUUUUCGAUGCCUUGGCAAGCAUGAAGCCUACUGUGUCCGUAAGCGGAGACCGAGACACAACCGUCUACAUGGAUGUAUUAGGAGCUCAACCCGGUAACUCAGCUAGCAAAGCUAUCUCUGUUGACGACGAUGAUGAUGAUGAUAACGAGGACUAUGGAGAUAAAGAGGACCGAGACACACCGACGCAUAGCAACCUCGAAACGCCCACCAAGAAGCGAAAGAUUGAUGGAACGGCAGACCCUUCGCCAGUGAAGACACCCAGCCGCCGCGGUCUGCCAAAAUCUUCCGAAGCCAAAUCAGGUGUCCCAAGCCCAGACUUCAGUGACCUCAGGAAGAAGUUCUUUCUUGAUCAAAUCACCCAACACUUGGCAGAAAACUCACAAAGCAAGGUGCCUGGACAGAUCGAGCCGCGUGUGGUCGACAAUCUGAUGCUAGAAACACUCGAGCAUUGGUCACGACCGCUCAACGAUUUCUUCAAUACGCUCGAAGCUCAGAUCUCCGAUCAGGUUAAGGUCUUAUUCCAGAAGCACUUUUCCAGAUACGACGGAUCGGCCUUCUACCGAACCGCCUGGAAGAUCGUUGAAGAGAUGGUGAGCCUGAACUUCACUCAGCAGCGCACGACUAUGACUGAGGAGAGUCUGAACGACGAGAAGGAAGGACCAUAUAUCUUCCACGAUGACAUCUUCGAAUGCGAGAAAGGUGCAGUUCUAGACAACUACCGCCAGGCUCGCUUCAAAUCUCGCUUUCACAGGUACAAGCGCGACAGGUCCCAGCGAACAGGCAAAGUAACUACUGCGCAGGAAGAAGAGAGGCUGAAGAAGGACGCAAGGAUCAUGGAAGUACUCAACCAUGAACCCUACGUAGUAGAGCUCGGAGUCAUCGCCCAGGUCACCACAUACUACAUGCUCGCCGCUCGCCGCUUUCACGACGCUAUCUGCAUGCGUAUUGAGUCCAAAUUCUUCAAGCUAUUGCGUACGCAGCUUCGUGACGAGCUUGAGAAUGGCCUAGGCCUUAAUGAUGGCAGUGAAGGCUAUAAUAACGCAGUUCGUCUCCUUGCCGAAUCUCCCCACCGCUACAAACUCCGGAAAGAGCUCUUCGGACAACGUGACUCUCUCCUCCAAGGUCAGAAGAUACUACGCGAUCUACAGCAGAAGAAGUACAGCGACGAUAAAACCUCAUCCUCCUCCGCUUCCAACGUCGGGUCCGGCACUCGCUACUCAAGCUCUUCUUUAGGCGGCAUGACUACUCCACUGCCUGAAGAGAUGGAUGACGUGGAUGGAACUGACCUUCCGCACCGCUGA
Messenger RNA from Alternaria atra, 2814 nucleotides. RefSeq lists its product as uncharacterized. The coding region runs from base 1 to 2814 and encodes 937 amino acids. The record is from RefSeq and is a predicted model, not a curated record. NCBI's taxonomy places the organism in Eukaryota, Fungi, Ascomycota, Dothideomycetes, Pleosporales, Pleosporaceae. The transcript has 5 exons. Gene Ontology annotation, molecular function: GTPase activity; GTP binding; microtubule binding. Gene Ontology annotation, cellular component: membrane; microtubule; cytoplasm.